AUGGGUGGUAUAUUGAAGAAUCCACUUCCUGAAGGCCAAUCUUCUGAGAAUGAAGAAUCUGUCUCUGAAUUUAGGAAGCAAGUCUAUAAGAAUACUCAACUAAAUGCGAAACUGACUUCGAAGUCAGAAGCCUCAGGUGCAGCUCCAGCCGGUAUUUCAAAUCUACCAAAGGAUACACUUUCUCUGAAACACCUUCAGGAUGAAGCUUUGAAAUGGAAUCAAAAAAAUCUGGAUGCAAACGAACUGACUAAGCAGCAGUUUCAAGAUAUUAAGAUCGAUGAGCCCAAGACUCCUUAUCAGGGAGCCGUUGAUCCUAGUGGUGAAUACUAUAAACCUGACGAUGAAGAUGAUCUGAAUAAUUUCUCAUUGGGUGAACCGGAAGUGCAUUUGCAAGAUGAGCAAGAAGAAGAAGAUUCCCAGGGAAUGGAUCAACAAAAGUCAUCGCCUUCGUCAUCAUCAAAACCGUUAAGUGAAGAGGAAGCGAAACAUAAGAGGUUUGAAGAAAUGCGUAAGAAGCACUACAAUCUUAAAGAAGUUCUGAAAAACAGACGAUUACAUGAAGAUGAUGUUCAGAACGAGGAUGACGAAUGA
Molecule: messenger RNA, 591 nt
Organism: Zygosaccharomyces rouxii
Lineage: Eukaryota; Fungi; Ascomycota; Saccharomycetes; Saccharomycetales; Saccharomycetaceae
Gene: GLC8
Product: PP1-complex regulatory subunit GLC8
Exons: 1
Coding region: 1-591 (196 amino acids)
Biological process (GO): regulation of signal transduction
Molecular function (GO): protein phosphatase inhibitor activity
Source: RefSeq, a predicted model, not a curated record